Molecule: messenger RNA, 924 nt
Organism: Phytophthora infestans T30-4
Lineage: Eukaryota; Oomycota; Peronosporomycetes; Peronosporales; Peronosporaceae
Exons: 4
Coding region: 1-924 (307 amino acids)
Molecular function (GO): zinc ion binding
Source: RefSeq, a predicted model, not a curated record
AUGAUGAAGGACGACAUGGCGAGCAGCGUCCGCAUCCCGUCGGUCUUCAUCUCGUACGCGUCUGGCGAGUGGCUUCUGGCCGCCAGGAGUCGAGCUGCUCCCUGGAAUCCGCUGCGGAUCACGCUCGAUAGUAAUGGAGAACUACCGCAAGCAUCGACGUCCAAUCGCUUGUUGAAGCGCGUGAUCGCCUACAUUUUCCUCAUUUCGAUCGUCUGCGCGUUCUCCAGUGGCCUCAGUUUGCUAUCAUCGGCGAUUUUCCAGUGGGUGGGCAGGACGCGACGAACGCGUGCAGCCAAGCAGUUGCCGAUCGCUAAGUACGAGCGCAACAUGCAACGCACUCUACUGGAACACUUGUUGGAAGAGCAAUUCGUGCUUGAUCGCAUCCCACUCGCUGAGAUCGAAGACGUUUCGAAGUCAAGCGACCGACAUACGGAGACGGAACCAGUUUUCAGUCAUACUGAGAUACCGACAAGCUCGCAGGAGACGGGACAUGCCGUCUCUGAUGAUAUUUAUCUCGAGAAAGAAGAAGAAAAGGAAACGCAGCAAAAAGAAGAGCUGCAGACGGACGGAGUUGCGUAUCGGAGCUCGACCGACUUGGAGGCAGAGACGUGUCCGAUUUGUCUGGACGACUUUGAAGACGGAGCAGAUGUUAAAGUUCUGCCGUGCCAACACUUUUUCCACGUCGACUGCAUCAACCCGUGGCUCGAAGGUCGAAGUGGACGCUGUCCACUGUGCAAACAAGACGCUAUUGCCACAAUUGCUGGCGCCUCGAAGAAGAUCUUUGGGUUUCCGUUGCCUCGUGUCGACCAAAUUCUUCAGCAGGAACAUUGGGUCCACACGUUCUUCCUCAUGUUGCCUGCCAGUUUUAUCAGCUGCCUAAUUGUCAACGCCGCCGCCUCCAUCAUCGGCACUAUGUGGCCUUAA